Molecule: messenger RNA, 1191 nt
Organism: Aspergillus tanneri
Lineage: Eukaryota; Fungi; Ascomycota; Eurotiomycetes; Eurotiales; Aspergillaceae
Exons: 7
Coding region: 1-1191 (396 amino acids)
Molecular function (GO): O-methyltransferase activity
Source: RefSeq, a predicted model, not a curated record
AUGGAUGGCCAAUUGACGGCCUCGACUGUCGAAAGUGGACCACCCGGAACUAUAAGACCGUCUCUGAGCGAUGGUUGUAUUGCCCUCCAGCUCAACGAUCCCAAUGCCGUGCCAACGUUGCUUAAACAGAUAGAAAAGAAUGGUUCUACGUUCAGACUUAAUGAUGGCGCAGCGUCUUCAGUGCGUUUGGAUCUGCUCAAUGCUGCUCGAUUUUUAGUUUAUGCCCUCGAAACUCCCAGAGAGGCUAUGGUUAGACACUGUUGGUCUCAAUCAACGACAUUUGCAGCAAUUGAGAUUAGCGUCAAUCUAGGUCUCUUCAAAUUUCUUGCCGUCGAUGAUAGACCAAAGACUGGCUUCUCCAAAGCCAUGACCACGCCGCGGUUUGGUGAUUCGUAUCCAUGCAUAUAUCCAAUAUACAAGACCGGAUGUAUUACCGCAGGGUGUCUUGCCCUUCCGGAAUAUUUUAAAAAUAGAGGGUACCGGAGCCCAGACGACAGUAGAAACUGUCCGUUUCAAUUUGCCUUUCAAACAAGCCUUCAUUUCUUCGAGUUCCUGCAGGCCAACCCAGCCAUUUCCAGUCUUUUCCAUAAUCACAUGUCCACCUACCACCUGGGCCGCCCUAGCUGGAUUGAUGACGGCUUCUACCCCAUUGAAGAGCGACUAAUUAGAAUAGCAUCCAGCAGCCCAGAAGACGUCUUGAUCGUCGAUGUCGGUGGAAGCUUAGGUCAUGAUCUGUCAGAAUUCCGCCGAAAGUUUCUUCAAGCUCCCGGCCGGUUGGUGCUUCAAGACCUCCCUACUAUGUUGAGUCAAGUGGAGAACCUGGACACAGACAUUGAACUAAUGGCGCAUGAUUUCUUCAAAGUGCAGCCGGUUAAAAGUGCUCGUGCAUACUACUUGCACUCAAUUCUGCAUGACUGGAACGACGAUAAGUGCCGCAACAUUCUAACAAACCUUAAGGACGCCAUGAAUCCUGGUUAUAGUAAGAUUCUGAUCAACGAAAACGUUGUUCCUGAGACGAAUGCGAACUGGGAAACUACCAGCUUAGACAUUAUUUUGAUGGCAGAAUCGGCAUCUCAAGAACAUACAUUAUGCCAAUGGCACGCUUUGAUUGGAUCGGUGGGGAUGAAUAUUGUUAAAAUCUAUUCAACGGAACAUGAUGCUGAGAGCCUAAUUGAGUGUGAACUUGCAUAA